Miniopterus natalensis is the source of this 828-nucleotide messenger RNA. The record is from RefSeq and is a predicted model, not a curated record. NCBI's taxonomy places the organism in Eukaryota, Metazoa, Chordata, Mammalia, Chiroptera, Miniopteridae.
GCCCGGGCGGCUGGAACUAGGGAGGCCGAGCCGCGCGGGGCCCCCUUCUAUGCCGGGAAGAUGUUGGAGAGCAGCGGCUGCAAGGCGCUGAAAGAGGGUGUGUUGGAGAAGCGAAGCGACGGGUUGCUGCAGCUCUGGAAGAAAAAGUGCUGCAUCCUCACAGAGGAGGGGCUCUUGCUCAUCCCGCCCAAGCAGCUCCAACACCAGCAGCACCAGCAACAGCCCGGCCAGGGGCCGGCCGAGCAGGCUCAGCCCGGAGGCCCCGCCGUGGCCGGCCUCGAGCCGCCGGUCAAGCUCAAGGAAUUGCACUUUUCCAACAUGAAGACCGUGGAUUGCGUGGAGCGCAAGGGCAAGUACAUGUACUUCACUGUGGUGAUGGCCGAGGGCAAGGAGAUCGACUUUCGGUGCCCUCAGGACCAAGGCUGGAACGCGGAGAUCACGCUGCAGAUGGUGCAGUACAAGAACCGUCAGGCCAUCCUGGCGGUCAAGUCCACGCGGCAGAAGCAGCAGCACCUGGUCCAGCAGCAGCCCCCGCAGCCGCAGCCUCAGCUGAGCAGCCAUGCCCUGCUGGCCUUUAAGACCAGAUAUCCUGUGCUUCCAGAGUCACUGAUGAGUGUUCAACUGCUGCACGGAAAGAAACGGGAAAUGACUCUUGAGGUGUUUCAAAGCUGUAAUUACGUCACGGUCGUCCACCGGCUUUCUCCUGAAGCUGAGAACUCAUAUGCAGCUCGGUUCCUGCCGGAGCCAACAGCUCAGUUAUUUUGCAAGUGUUUUGUACUUGGCGGUCGCCACCCCUCCGAGUGGCGUGGCUUGCUCUGUCAGGGCUGA